CAGAUUUUCAUGAUGCCACGGAGCUCCUGCAUUUUUAUAGCAGAGGCCAAAAAACAAUUAUAAGGCCCGGAAAAAGUUUUAAAUUUUGGUAGAUCAAGCUCUGUGAAUUCUUGUUGUCAAAAAGCAAGUUCUGUCAAUUCUGAUAAUGAAUACGGCCCAAAAAAAUGUCGAUUUUGAAUAGUUAUAAAUCAAAAAAUUGUGAGCGGUCGACAAUUGCAGUUCGAAGUCUGACCCUGAGAGAGACAGACCCGAAACAAACAGAAAUCUGUGGAAUCUCUCGAGUCUGAACCAAUCCAUUGGCUCUGGUGCUUCGAGUUUUGCUCUAUUUUCUGCAGAAUGUGGCCAUUUUCUUCUUAGGGUUUCGCUUGCCGCUCUCCGUCGCGCCAUCACUAACUUCUCAUCUUAAGGUCCGCCAUCUUUACACAUAUUUGGGAAUUCGUCAUGGAUGACGGUGAGCUUGAUUUCCCAAAUCAAGGAACAUUCUCCGGUCCAAACAUGGAAGAACUUCAGAGUACUGGCUCAAUGGAUAGUUUCUUUGAAGAGCUUUUAAAGGACGCACAUGCUUGCACGCACACUCACACUUGCAACCCUCCUGGCCCUGAUAAUUCACAUACCCACACUUGUUAUCAUGUGCAUACCAAAAUUGUUCCCGCACCUUCUGAAGAAAAGGCUGGCACUGAUGAUAGUGCUGGUACAGAUUCUGCAGAAAAGAAGCCAAAAAAACGUUCUUCAGGUAAUCGUGAAGCAGUUCGCAAGUAUCGUGAGAAGAAGAAAGCCCGAGCUGCAUCUUUGGAGGAUGAGGUUGUAAAAUUGAGAGCUUUGAAUCAACAUUUGUUGAAGAGGUUGCAAAAUCAGUCUGCUUUAGAGGCUGAAAUUGCAAGACUAAAGUGCUUGCUAGUAGACAUUCGAGGAAGGAUUGAUGGGGAGAUUGGAUCAUUUCCAUAUCAGAAAUCAACUAAUUUGAACCCGCCAACUGCACACUCGUCUGGUUCCUAUUUGAUGAAUCCUUGUAAUGUGCAAUGUGGUGAUCAGGUGCAUUGUCUUCAUCCAGGAGCAGAUGGCAAGAAUACAGAAUAUUUAUCAACUGACGGGCAAGGAUUGAAUGGUUGUGAAUUUGAAAGCAUCCGCUGCCCAGCAAACCAGAAUUUGGGUCUCAAUGAUCUUUCUGGCUGUGGAGUUGGACAGGAGGUGUCCAAUAUCAAGUCUUCUAAAGCAAAUAAAAGAAAAGGGCAAACUUAAGCCACCCACAAUGGCUAGUUGAAGAGGCAAUGACAUGGCAAUGGUGGUUUUCAUCAUCCUCGUGGUACAUACUUCCUUCUAAUAAGUUGUUGCCAAUUGCCGCAUCAGCUAUCCAUCAGGUCAUUUUGUAGUUCUGAUCUUUGCUUAGGAAAAUUCAUUUCUUUCUUUUUGACCCUCUGAUGGGUUACUUAGGUUGGGAUGGCUAUUCUAUAAUGUUAGAUCAAACUUUGCUGGCUAUGGUUGGUUUAGAUAUUAUUUUGUCCUACAUUGACGUUUUUAUUAAGCUAAAACAAUAGUGCAUGCGUAGCCAGCAGAGCUAUGGCUGAUAGACUUUGCUGUGUGAUCAUACAUGGACUUAUUUGAGUUGGUGCAAGAGGCCAUCUAAGUGAAUGUUGCGCAACGAAUUUGUCGAUGCUGAAUUACAGAACUUAGGGAAGCCGAUGUGUUAACAUUCAAUAUUUUGUGCUGUGGGCAGGUGAGACACAAGUAUCGAUUGUGUAAUCUGUAUAUUUGGUUUGUGAAACGAUAAUUUCGUCUUGCUUAGUUUUCAGCAUUCUUCGUCCUUACCCAUUCAUUAAUCUGAAUGACAAGUUCCUUUUGCAUUUUGCUGGACAAGGGAUGCCCAUUAUUGGACAAGUGAUGCCCAUGGAACUUUGCCACCUAUAGGCCCCGUUUGGUUGGACGAAAUGGCAAAACGUAUGGCAGACCGAAGGACAGGAGACUUGUUUGUAGGCCUUGGUAUUUCUGUUUGGCAGUGAGGGAAGCAACAGUUCAAUCAUCCUUGGGAGCCCUUUCUCUAGCAAUUGACUGUGAGUUGUUUCAUCCCGUCACUGGGAGAUGUUUCCCGGGAAAUCUAGCAUUGUCACUGACAAAAAAAACCCAUCAGACAUAGCAUGAAAUUCGUUGAACAGCGGAAACACAAAGGUCGUACAAAUAGCUUCGAUUGGCAUCCCAUAUUCGUUGGCGGAGUUUGAAUCAAAUUUCUAGGUAAAAUCUACAAAUUUUGAAGAGAAAACAAACCAAUCAAAUCCACCUUCAUAAUCCACAAUCAACUGGUAGCAUCAUUUCAGUUCAAAAUCAUAUGAAUAUGUUUUUUCUUUAUUUGAAAUACCGAGAGAAAAAUACGGAACCACUUCGCCCUCCACUCUCUUUUCUGCCGGCAAUGAGAUCACUAUCGUCAUCUCUGACAAGACCCCUCGUUGUAGGCCAAGACAGUGGUUGAAACAGAAGGGGCAAAAAUGUUCAACCGUUACAAUUGAAACAUCAGGGCUUUGCAUGAACAUUAAGCGGUUGAUGUAGAGAAAAUCCGGUUUUGAUGAGUUUCAGCUUCUUAGGGCGUAGAAGGCAAAAAAUUAUGUGGGUUUUCUCUUUCGACCGUUAUAAAGGGGGUUAAAAAAUAAUACCCGACCCAGUUUGUAACCCAGGACCCUCGUGCUUUUUCUCAUGGGCAAGGAUAUUUUAUUUUGAGUAGUAUUUUAUAUUCUUGUCCUCCUUUUCUUUCAUUCUAUACAAAUCAAACGUUCUUUCUAA
Messenger RNA from Neltuma alba, 2769 nucleotides. RefSeq names its product basic leucine zipper 19. Bases 442 to 1239 code for a protein of 265 amino acids. The record is from RefSeq and is a predicted model, not a curated record. The transcript has 3 exons. Lineage: Eukaryota; Viridiplantae; Streptophyta; Magnoliopsida; Fabales; Fabaceae. Gene Ontology annotation, biological process: regulation of transcription by RNA polymerase II; DNA-templated transcription. Gene Ontology annotation, molecular function: RNA polymerase II cis-regulatory region sequence-specific DNA binding; DNA-binding transcription factor activity, RNA polymerase II-specific.